Molecule: messenger RNA, 1284 nt
Organism: Prunus armeniaca (apricot)
Lineage: Eukaryota; Viridiplantae; Streptophyta; Magnoliopsida; Rosales; Rosaceae
Source: the annotation of a GenBank genome assembly
AUGAAAAGUGAAGUUUGGAAGUGGGUUUUAGGUUUGAUAUAUAUAUUUGCUGUUGCAUCUAUCUGGAUAGCUGCCAGUUUUGUAGUACAGUCUGUUGUAGAUGCCGGUGUGUCCCCAUUUCUCAUCACGUACAUAUGCAAUUCACUGUUUGUGAUCUACAUUCCCUUAGUUGAGAUUGGAAGGUAUUUGGAGGAUUCAUGUGGCGGUUUGUGGUUUUGGAAAAGUAAGAAGAGUAGCCCCUUGCAGAGAUUAGGAGAGUCAGAGCAAACCACUCUUCUUGAGGAGGGUGAUGCAAUUGUGAAAAUGGAUGCGGAAGAUGGAGAAGUUAAUCUUGGUACAGAAACAGAACCAAAAGUUGUAUCAUACGAGCUUGUUGGGACUUCAACAACUCGAGACAAUGUCAACGAAACUGCUGAUAAGCAAGUGGAUGAAAAAGGGCGAUGGACGCGAACUCGAGUGGCAAAAGUUAGCCUAUUGAUUUCACCAUUUUGGUUUCUUGCACAGCUCACUUUCAAUUUGUCAUUGAAGUAUACUACAGUUACAUCGAAUACCAUCUUAAGCAGUGCAUCCAGCCUUUUCACCUUUUUGGUCUCUCUAGCAUUCUUAGGUGAGAAAUUUACUUUGGUGAAGUUUAUUAGUGUUCUUCUUUGCAUGGGAGGAACGAUAAUUGUCAGCCUUGGUGACUCACGAACUACUUUAAGUACAAUUGCUUCGAACCCUCUACUCGGAGACAUACUUGCUCUUGUCUCGGCAGCCUUGUAUUCUGUGUAUGUUACCCUAAUUCGCAAGAAGUUACCGGAUGAGGAUGAUGAAAAAAGUGGCCGUGCCAGUAUGGCCCAGUUUCUGGGCUUUCUAGGGCUUUGCAACAUUCUUAUAUUUCUCCCAGUUGCCCUUAUACUUCAUUUCUCAAAGUUGGAGCCCUUUAAUAUGCUAACCUGGGAGCAGGUUGGUCUCAUUGUUGGCAAAGGUUUGUUGGAUAACGUUCUGAGUGAUUAUCUAUGGGCCAAAGCUGUUCUUCUAACAACGACCACAGUAGCAACAGCCGGUCUAACGAUACAGGUUCCUUUGGCGGCAAUUGUGGACUCAAUGACUGGCCAUGCUCCUCAUCUCGCUGAUUACCUUGGUGCUGUGGCUGUCAUGAUUGGAUUCACGGGCAUAAACAUUCCCACUGAUGCUUUUAACAAAUCAAAUGAAUCUAUGCAUGUACUAGAGAAGGAAAAUAUUGGUCUGACCGUUGAAGCUCACAAUUCAUCAGGCACGCCAGAUUCAGCUGCCCCUUCAUAG